Molecule: messenger RNA, 3932 nt
Organism: Pristis pectinata (smalltooth sawfish)
Lineage: Eukaryota; Metazoa; Chordata; Chondrichthyes; Rhinopristiformes; Pristidae
Exons: 10
Coding region: 56-2569 (837 amino acids)
Biological process (GO): regulation of translational fidelity
Cellular component (GO): cytoplasm
Molecular function (GO): double-stranded RNA binding; nucleotidyltransferase activity; tRNA binding
Source: RefSeq, a predicted model, not a curated record
CCCAGGAUUCCUGCAUUAGUUGGAAAGCUGUUUCUAAAGAAGAAACAGUAUUCAUAUGGUAUAUUCCACAGGCUCCAAAAUGAUCCGAGAUGUUUUACAACCAGUGAGUAAGUUUGAAAAGAGUUCGGUUCAAGAUUACCGAGUUUCCAAUACAUUCAUCGCAGAGCUCGACAUGGAACAGGAACACGACAGCGCCGAGACUCUGCACUAUUCUGUGGGGAUUCUUAGUAUAUGCGCAGGUGCGUUGUUGCUGGUGGUGAACUACUACUCGACUGUAUUGCCGAUCCCCAGUACGGCUUUGGGCAUAUUACUGCUUAUCGUGGCGGCUCUCCUAUGCUAUACUGGUAUAAGGAAGUGUUCAAGUCAAGCUACGCUGUUUGUGAACCUGUGCCUGACGGUGUCUGCUCUGUGGUGUGGAUCUGGCCUGAUCCACAUCUUAAUUGGAGAGAAAGUUGUUCAGGAUAGUGGAAUCAGGAAUGCUCUGGUCCCUGGCUACGCAGCUUUUGUCUUGGUGCUCUUCAUCAUUGGGGUGGUGGGGAUAAUCCAAAAGGAAGUGAUCCCGGCUGUGAUUGCUUUUGCUAUUUCUCUUGCUAAUGCCCAUGAGAUUGCUGCAUUAUAUAAUCAAUCUUUUGGUCAGGCUUCAGUGGCUUCAAAUUAUUUGAUAGUGUCCUUUAUAGGAAUUUACUUUGGAUUGGGCCGUGCUUCUGUCUUCCUAAGUAAAGGAAAAAUAACUCUCCCGGGGACUGGUCUGUCCAAAAAUAAUUCCCAUCUGCAAUCUACAUCUCCGAGCCUCUUUAAAAAUGACACAAUAAUUCUGGGGUACAUUACUAAUAUGCUAUCUGCCAGUGUGUUAGGAUGCCACGUUUUGGGUGUAACCUCCAUUCUGUUUGUUGGUCAGGUUCCCUGGCUGUGGACGGCAGGUGUCUACCAAAUUAUUGUUUGCAUUUUGUCUUACAGGGCUCUUGACACCCUGAAUGCUACGUUCUUUGGUUUUACCUCCAUAUUAAAAUUUGCAGAGGGCUAUGCUUUGCUUUAUAGCCUCUGGCAAAAUAGUCAACCCUUCUUUCCAGUUCCAGUCCCUAUUGUUCUUGCUGUCCUAUUUUUUAUUCUGGCUCUAUUUAUGACUAGCAAAAGCCUUGUUGAUGGAAUGUAUUUGUUGUUUUUUGUUGCAUAUUGUUUAGCAGUGGCAGCUCACCCCAUUGGCUUUUUCAGUGGUGGAGCACAGGGGGUCAGUGUGGCUAUAUUUGUAGCAUCUGCUUGCUUAACAUUAAUUUUCCUUUUCAAUAGCAUGGGGUACUUUACUAUUCCCACUGGAAAAGGGGUUGUAAAGGCUUUAUUCAGUAGGAUGAAUGCUUUAUCUUUGAAGUCAGAUAAAGACUCCCACAGCCCAUACUUGGGAUACUCCAGGUAUUCAGAUGCUGAGAUUCUAGCCCUUGCCUGUAACGUUGUGGCUUCUUUUGCCAUUUCUGUAUCAGUUAAUCCUUCUGCACCUUUAGCCACAGUAGUCCUGCCUUGGAUAGUUAUUCCUGGGGGUGUCCUACAGAUUCUGUGUGGCUCAAUCUCUUUUUCUUGGGGUAAAACCCUAGAAAGCUGUGCUUUCAUCCUAUAUGGUUUAGUAUGGAUAAUCUGGGGCUUGACUAGAUAUGGUGGUCUCUAUGGUUCCACAAGAGGGUUUGGUAUUUCAGUAGGAAUUAUUUGCUUCCUGCUCUUUAACAGCUUUGUGGUGAUAGGGACUUGCUUUCUUAAUGCAGCAUGGUUUGCCUUCUCACUCAGCUUUCAAUUGAUCCUAAUCAGCUUCCUUUUGGAUGCUGUUAAUUCAAUUCCUUUUGGAUACGAUAUUGGAGUCACCAUCAUUUUUGGUUUAGUUAGUUUUUACUGCUUUCUGGCCACCCUCUUUAACCAAAACUUUGAGAGCCCCCAGUUACCCUUGGGACAGGCUUGGGCAAGCCUGUGUGGAUUUGGGCAGAGCAAUUCCAUAUGCCCUCAUUUGCCUUCAAGAAAAACCACCUCAGUCAGAAAAAUUGCAGAAAUUAUGAAAAAUGGAGGAAUAUGUGGUAUUCCAACAGACACUGUGUAUGUGCUGGUGGCAGCCUGCAAUCGUCCUGAUGCUGUUGAGAAAGCUUACAACACAAAGAAACAGGCCAAAGAGAGGCCCAUGUCUCUGUGGAUCUCCAGCUUAGCACAACUGGAACCAGUCAAACAUCUGUUAAACCCUCUCUUGUGGGAUUUCAUGCAGACAGUUUGGCCAUCGUCUAUCAGUCUUGUCAUCCCCAGGGGUGAAUGGCUGAAACCAUUUGGAUUGAAACAUGCAGAUAAAUAUAUCGGGACUCCUCAGAGCAUCGCUAUUAGGAUUCCAGACUGUGCUGUUACAACACAUCUCAUCGACCAGGUAGGUCCUAUAGCAGUGACAUCAGCAAAUCCAACAGGAGAAGCAGACACCACACACCACAAUCAGGUCUAUGCCAAACUUGGCGAGAAGGUUGAUGGUGUAUUGUGUGAUGGGCCUUCACCUGAGAAUAUUGCCUCUACUGUUGUGGACUGUACCAAGAUAGAGAUGGGGUACACUUAGUUUCUUAGAGUUGCAUUGUGCCCAAAUCAGAGAUCUUGCGGUUGUUUGAAGAAGUGCAGAAGAAAUAUCUAAAAGGCUAUUCCAAUGAUGGAUUCACUGAGGAUCAUUCAGAACUUAGAACAGCUCAACAGCCACAGGACCCAAAUGCCUUUGCCAACAUGGCCUUUACAAACGAGGUGGAAGAGGAUAAGAAGUUGUAAUGUAUAAGUAUUACUGAAAGAAUUUGUAAACUAUACUUUUGUAAACACAACUACGAGCACAAAAGAUGAUACCUCAAGUGAUGCUGACAGAGCUGCUGAUUGUUCCCAGUAUCUUCCGAGUUGUGUCAAAUUUCCAUGAUCUGCACAAUUUUACAGUAUUUUGCUAAAGUAAUUCGGGGGUAGUGGUAUGAUAGCUGUGCAGCCAAAUCUGUAGACAAGUCUCUAAUUUUUACUACCAAAUGGUUUUGGCAUUUCUCUUGCAUCUCCCUACAUACAUGCUCUAAUGCAUCAUUCCCACUCGUUGGAGGAGGAAUUAUUCACAUAGACACAAAUGGGAUGGAGUGUAAUUGGACCACAGUGAGGCUUGUUGGAACUUAACUAUCUGAUUUCUUCUCUGAACCCCUGUGGUCUUGCUGUCCACAAGAAUUAUAAAUCACAGAGAAGGAAUAACAAUGGUCCCACCAAAUCUGGAUUCAUCCCCAAAAGCUUUAAGAAAUGUUUACGUUCAUAUCAUUGAUGCAAUGACAACUGCUCAUCAAAAUACUGAUAAACCCAGAACCUUUCCCGUCAAAGCAGCUUAGUAUAAUAAUCAUUAUAACCAAAAACAAGAUAAUAUUCCCUUCAGAGACCAAAGAUUAAUACAGUGAUUUGAAAGUGAAAAGGAACUGUUUCAAACAGAGAAGAUUAAGGCAGUGAUGGUACAAGCAAAAGUGUUUGUGGUGAGGGAGGGGUUUGGGAAUGGGGUCUUGCAUCAUUGAAAUUGUCAUGAAUGUGGUUUUCCAAAUUAUGAAAACGGUUUCAAGUUAAAAUUUUGCAACUUGCAAGACAACUGUAAGCAGGAUUGAACACCUGCACACUUGAGAACAGACACCUCCAAUUGAUCACCAGGUCUAAAUCAUAAUGAAUCAUUUUAUAAAAUUAGAUUUGAUGUUCACUGUUCUUUUAUUUGCAGAAGAGGUUCUCAAAGCAUAUGAUUUGUCAAUGGGAAUCAUGUAUUUUCUAGUUCAGCUGGGGGCAGAUAAGCUGAAUGAAAAAUCUAUUGUUAUUCUGAAUUCAUUGAAAUGUGUAUAUAUGAACAAGUUGAAAUUUGAAAGAACAGAGAGAUGUAGUUGCACUUCAUAUUGUAUGAGCUUUUUGUAAUAAAAAAUUAUCUAAGUUUCUAA